Trichoderma harzianum CBS 226.95 is the source of this 1395-nucleotide messenger RNA. RefSeq lists its product as hypothetical. Gene Ontology annotation, molecular function: oxidoreductase activity. The record is from RefSeq and is a predicted model, not a curated record. The coding region runs from base 455 to 1342 and encodes 295 amino acids. Lineage: Eukaryota; Fungi; Ascomycota; Sordariomycetes; Hypocreales; Hypocreaceae. The transcript is spliced from 4 exons.
CGGUAUUUCUCUAAUUUGUGCUGUACGGUGUCUGCGACGGUGCGCUUUCGUUUCGGCAUGUUGGCAAUGUUUUUUUCUUCGCUCUGGGCGGUUUGAAGCUAAGAUAAGAUCUUUGAUCGAAAUUGUCUGAAAAAUCUCUAGCUGGUCGAGCUACUGCUAGUGGGGGAGUGUGUGUUUGCAGAGGCUGCACUAUGUCAGCCCUCGAGGAUUGACGGCUAAUGCGGUGCAAUAGCGGCACUCUAGCACAGUGUGGCAUCUCUUGGGACUUACAGACUGGGUAUGGAUUCCAGGAAUCUAUCUGUGGUGGGGAAUAAAGCCAACUACGAUUACCAAGCCUUGGUGAGGGGUCGAAUAGGGAAAUUCUGAAGACGUACAGCAUCUAUUAAAGCAAGACACAAGCUUAUAGGCGUACGUUGUUGAGAUAAUCGAGUAAUAAGGAUCCUGUUUGUUCAUCAUGGCAACUCAGAAUGUUGACGAGGCUGUUGUGGCCGGCAACCUCUUCAAUGUUGAUGGCCUUGUGGCUUUCAUCACAGGUGGUGGUACUGGUAUUGGUCUCAUGAUGGCGAGAGCUUUGGCGAGAAAUGGUGCUCACAAGGUCUACAUUGGUGGACGACGACUCGAGGUGCUGGAAGCUGCCGCAGCCUCUUUGGGUGCAAACGUUGUACCAGUUAAGUGUGAUGUAACAUCCAAGGAGAGUCUCCAAGCUGCUGUCGAUUUCAUCAAGCAAGACACUGGCUAUCUGAACGUCUUGGUCUGCAACUCAGGCAUUGGUGGGCCUCAGUCUGUCCAGCUUCAGGAGGACACGACACUUGAAGAGUGGGCAGACUCAAACUGGGACAUUAGCUUCGAGGAGCACACGGAUGCUUUUGCCGUCAAUGCCAGCGCCGUCUGGUUCACUGCCAUAGCCUUCUUGAAGCUCCUUGACGCAGGAAACAAGAAGGGCAACUUGGAGCAAAGCUCUCAGGUCAUUGUCACAAGCUCCAUUGCCAGUUUCAACAAGGCAGCUCCAGGAGGCUGGGCAUAUGGCCAAUCCAAAGCUGCUGCAACACAUGUAGCCAAGCACCUUUCAGCUGCCCUGCCGAGGUGGAAUAUCCGGGCCAACUGCAUUGCUCCAGGAUUGUUCCCGAGCGAAAUGGCCGCACCCAUUGUUAACCGGUUCAACGAAAACUCGGAUACUCCAGGCAAAGUGCCAGCGCAGUUCAUACCCAUGCAGAGAAUGGGAAAUGAUCAGGAUAUGGCGGGAACUAUUCUGUACUUGAUUUCCAAGUCAGGGGCUUACUGCAACGGGCUGGUCAUUGUCAUCGAUGGAGGCCGACUUCUGAGGUUCCCAUCAUUGUACUAGAGUGUAGGAGCAUAUGAUUGAAUGAGUAAAAUAUUGUCAGCUCUCUGGUCGCC